Messenger RNA from Brassica napus (rape), 1397 nucleotides. Its product is annotated as deSI-like protein At4g17486. Gene Ontology annotation, molecular function: deubiquitinase activity. Gene Ontology annotation, biological process: protein deubiquitination. Lineage: Eukaryota; Viridiplantae; Streptophyta; Magnoliopsida; Brassicales; Brassicaceae. The transcript is spliced from 3 exons. The record is from RefSeq and is a predicted model, not a curated record. The coding region runs from base 660 to 1310 and encodes 216 amino acids.
GUAAUCUUAUGAAAUUUGUGGUGCCAUUUUCACAAAUACUUUUUAAAUAUUUAAUCUAAAACUUAUAUAAUGCCUAAUCAAUUAGUUGGAUUUUUUCUACAUACUUUUAUUAAAUUUACUAUAAAACUUAUUAUAUAUAGUGGUGCUGUAUAAUAUUUUUUUAUAUUGUUAGUCAUUUAUCUGUAAAUACACAAUAUUAUAUAUAAGUAUCUUUCUAGACCGUUUUAGCAAAAGAAAGUUGAUUUUUUGGCUGACUAAUAUUGUGAUCAAUAUGGUAAUUGGUAAAUGUUGGAGAUGUAAGUUUGGCCGCCAAACAGCAAUCUAAACGUGUAGCAGUCGAUUUUUACUAUAUGUACGACUUAUUAAAGCUUGGUGUAGGUACUCUUCUAGCUCUCAAUCGCAAGCAAGUCCUCGUUGGCGUCGAUGGCCUGAAACACCAUUUUGAUAAUAUUGAGGCAAAACGUAAAUGAUGUAAAAUUAUAGGGACUAAAACCUGUGCUCUAAACAAAAAGACGACAGAAAGCAAAAAAAGAAUGUAGCUUUUAAGAAACAAGAUCUUAUUUAAGAAAGAAGCUUCUCUCUCAGAUAGACAGAAGAAGGCCACGAAAGAAUAAAAUUUUUUAAGACCUAAGGGUCCUUCCUUGGUCGGUUAAAGAGAAAUGUUGUGUAGAAUGGUGGUGGUGAAUGGCCGGAAGAAGAAACCCGGUUUGGUUCCGGUUUACCUGAAUGUAUACGAUCUCACUCCCAUCAAUGGCUACGCUUACUGGCUAGGACUUGGAGUCUACCACUCUGGUGUUGAAGUUCAUGGGGUUGAAUACGGUUUCGGAGCUCACGAGCAUUCAACAACGGGGAUCUUCGAGGUGGAACCGAAGCAGUGUCCAGGCUUCACUUUCAGGAAGUCUAUUUUGAUUGGAAGAACAGAGUUGGAUCCUCAACAAGUCUGUGCCUUUAUGGAGAAGCUUGCCGAAGGGUACUGCGGAAACACGUACCAUCUCAUUACCAAGAACUGUAAUCACUUCUGCAACGAUGUUUGUGUUCGGCUGACAAGAAGAUCUAUCCCUAGUUGGGUUAACCGUCUUGCUCGCUUCGGUUUGUUCUGCAACUGUGUUCUUCCUGCAGAGCUGAACGAGGCAAAGGUGAGGCAGGUGAGAUCAAAAGAGGAGAAGAUCCCGGAAGUGAAGAAACUUAGGAGCAGGUCAAGUAGGUUUCCACCUAGCUCUUCACUUUCUUCAUCAGGUUCUUUAAACCGAAACCGAAGAGGUGAAAGGAGAAGACAACGUCUUCCUCCAACACCACCUGUGAGUGCUUAGCUCUAGUCCUUAUAAUGAUCCCAAGAAGUUAUGUUUUAUGUGAAACAAUCAUUUUCUUGAUGAUAAUGGUAUACGAUCUUCACAUUA